Messenger RNA from Danaus chrysippus (African queen), 651 nucleotides. The record is from the annotation of a GenBank genome assembly. Lineage: Eukaryota; Metazoa; Arthropoda; Insecta; Lepidoptera; Nymphalidae.
AUGUCACGUACCAGGGCCGCAUAUUACAGUAAAAGAAACCGUAUUGAAAGGACCGCUUCCAAACGUUGGCGCGGCUCCAUACGACGUCUGAUAGCGGCCACUGUAUUUCGUCGCUCGUCAUCACGGCGCGCGCUCCUCUCAUGUGUGGUGGUGGUCUCCGCUGCUGCUGGUUCGGGUGCUGGUGCUGUCAACAGCUUCGCAGCAGCAGUCGUGAGGCAUUCAGCACACCGAGUGCCCGUCCUCAACGACACAGCUUACAACUUCACCAUAUAUAAUGGGACAGUUCCAAAAGCGUUAUUCGAGUCGUCUGAAGCUGGUUCCAUGCUGUGUGGAACAGCCCUCGUACUGGGCGCGGCAGUGGCCACGGUUACCGUCGAUAAAGUUGGCAGAAAGGUUCGCAGUCUAGCAUCCAGCUUUCUGAUCGCUUGGAUGUGGAUCAGUAACUUCCUUAUACUUCGUUACUUCGGUACUAUCGCCAUCUCGCUCGGUCUCCACGCCACAUACUACAUCUGCGCCUCAAUCACACUCAUCGGCGCUGCAUACAUUUACUUGGUGAUACCAGAAACUAAAGGCAAGACCCAGAACCAAAUAAACGAAGCCUUGCAAGGAUCCUGGCUGCUCUUUAAAAGGAAACGCAAAAACCAACGAUGA